CACAGGAGUCAAGUCAGGCUCUCGGAGUGUGAAAGAGGUCCGAGCUGAUCUCACACACUCACUUGACUGGUUAAAAGCGGACAGCAUCCUGCCUGAGUGCUUCAGUUCAGAUGAACAGGAGGACUGAACACACUCACUCCGGCUCCACACCUUUCACACCGAACUCUUUCUCUCUGACUCUCUCUGCUCGGGUUCGUCUUUUCCUUAACAUAAACGUCUGUCACGAGGAUUAUUUUUGAACCUUUUCGCCUUUUUCCCCUACGCGGAUGACUUUUUCUCUCUCUUUUCAUACAGUGAGUAGAUAUAAACAGUACAGUUUGUACUCAGACUUUGGUGAGUUCGCGUUUGUGCCUUUUUCACUUUUCACCAUGGACAAAGGAAGAAUUUUGAAGUGACUUCUUCACUCACAACACUUAAGGAAACUUUGAGUUUACUUUGUAUUUACUUUCGCUGUAGCGUUUGAAAGCAGUGGACAUGGAUAAAUACGAGGAUUUGGGGCUCGAAGCGAGCAAAUUCAUCGAGGACCUGAAUAUGUACGAGGCGUCCAAGGACGGACUGUUCCGCAUGAAGAGGGACGCAGGAAAUAACCCGGACUUUGAGGAAACCAGGAAGGUGUUCGCCUCCAAAAUGACCAAAAUCCACAUGCAGAAGCAUCAAGAAGAGAUGGCGAGAAACACCCUUCCAGAAAGGUUAAACGGUGGACACGUCAAAGUAGCAGAUGGCACGUUUUACACCAAAGACAGACCACCUAUCAGUAGCUCCAGACAUGAAGCUGCAUCUAAGCCACCCAUUCUCUCAGGACCGAGCACAUGUUAUGAAGGACAUAAGCAUCAUCCACUCAGCCCACAUGAUGCCAGGGUUUUUAGCUAUGGAAGCAAUCAUGACCUCUUGCGCUCAUGCCAUAAUCCAUCAGUGGAACUUGGAAACUCUUAUCAUCAAACUAUGCCUUUUCCUACCAGUCCAUCUGGCACUUGGGCAUCUAAGAACAAUCCUCAAUGCCAGGCGUCAUCACCCACGCUUAGCCUGAGUUCAAGCGCACCUGGGUCUAACAUGAACCAUGGAGCAACUCCUCCUCUUCGUCAGAGCUCACCAUGCCAAACUUUAACAUCCACUGGGAAGCUUGAUUGUUUCCCACCAUCAGACACAGAUGCUCAUGGAGAACCAGACUCUCACCACAAGUCUUCUCCUUAUGUUAGCCCUACUCAUCACUCUGAACCCAUCAUGUCUCAGAAAACCUAUGGAGACCCACGCCAUAAUGGGGUUCCUCAAAGCACUGGGACGUGCUCUGCUGUCCAGCUGUCCCCAAUAGCACAAAGCCAACCAGAAACACCUCAGCCUAAAGGUCAAGUCCAGUGCCACACUCGAGGACAUAGCAGUCCUACUGUUUCAGACAACCUGGCGAACUCGACUGCAGAGCCAGCCAGGAGUGAUACCCACAGCCCCCCUCAGGCGCUCAAACUGCCAUGCCACACUCUCCAUAUACAGCCCGAGCCUGGGCCGUCUGCAGCUGAAAUAAAAUUAGAAGCUCUAACUGAACGCCUGGAAAAGGAGAUGGAUGCCCAGCCUAAGGCUGACUACUUCGGCAGUUGUGUGAAAUGCAGUAAGCCUGUGUAUGGAGCCAGUCAGGCUUGCCAGGCCAUGGGUAGCCUCUACCACGACAGCUGCUUCACCUGCAGUGCCUGCAGUCGGAAGCUCAGGGGGAAAGCAUUUUACUAUGUUUCUGGGAAGGUGUUUUGUGAAGAGGAUUUUCUGUACUCUGGCUUUCAGCAGUCAGCUGACAAAUGCAGUGUAUGUGGCCACCUGAUCAUGGACAUGAUCCUGCAGGCACUGGGCAAGUCCUACCAUCCAGGCUGCUUCCGCUGUGUCAUCUGUAACGAGAGCCUGGACGGCGUGCCUUUUACUGUGGACACAGAGAACAAGAUCUACUGUGUCAAAGACUACCACAGGGUCCUUGCUCCUAAAUGUGCCGCAUGCAGUCAGCCAAUCCUGCCCUCUGAGGGGUCUGAUGAAACCAUUCGAGUGGUAUCUAUGGAUAAAGACUAUCAUGUAGAAUGCUAUCACUGUGAGGACUGUAAGAUGGAGCUGAAUGACGAAGAAGGGCAUCGCUGUUACCCACUAGAUGGCCACUUGCUGUGCCACACAUGCCACCUCAAACACAUCGAGUCAAGCUGCCCGUCUGUCUGAGGAGAAGAAGAAUCAGUUGUGGAUAUCUUCUGCCCCCUGUGGCUGUAAGGAGACAGUGAUGCCAAACUUUCAUGCUUGACUUCAAAUCAGUUGCAGUUGUAGGAUUAAAGAAUAAACCUCAUGUUACUUCCAGGUCACAGCUCUCUGUGUGUCUGCGUCAGUAUUGUUAUAACCUAAUUAUUUUUAUUUUACUAUUUUUAAGAGCUGUACCUAAAUUGUCAGAUUCAUCUCAGUAUAAUUAUUUAUAUUUUCAUUUUAAUUCAGCCCAGAGUGAUGUAGGCUGGUUAGUCAUGAUGACCAUGAUAAAAAUUUUAUUGGCUUAGAACUUAAAAUUUGACCACUCUGUAUCAUAGAUUCAAUUCCCCAUAGUAAUUAACUUCAAGGUUGCAUUUAUUACUUUCAAAUUACAAACUCAAAUUGUAAAAACAAAAAAAAAGAAUAAUAAAAAAAAUAAUGACAAUUGUUAGAGAUUUUUUAAUCUCCUUUAAGUAGAUAAAAAAGGAGAAAAAUAACUUAUGGUAUGAAAGUAUGACCGAGUGACCAGGUAUUAUUUUGUAUUGAUUUAUUCAUCUACAUGUCUGUUAUUUAUCUUUACAAUCUUGUAACACAAAAUUAUCCUAUGACAGUAAUGUCAUAUAUGUUUAUGUUUAAGAGAAUGCAAAAAUGCGUGUUACCUCUUAUUCAAAUACAUAAUUUCAAAAAAUGUGGCUCUGUCAUGCUUUUUGAGUUUUGUUGUGCCAUUUUAUAAUAAAUAAAAUAUCCUACAUAUUUCCUUAUUAUUAGUUUAUUCUAGUGAAUCAAAGCAGUAUAUAGCAGUUGUAUAUAAAUGUGUGCAUACUGGAGUUCAGUGUAAUUUUCUGUAGAGAAUUCAACAUGUAGUACCUCAUGUUCUUGCUAGGUUUCUUUAUUGGGUUUCAUCUCUACACAAGGACUUCACUCUGCACCGAAUUCAGUCAUUUAACCUUCAUGUUCAUCUUACGGUGUAUUCAUGUAAGAAAUGAAAAGACUAUAAAAGUGUCAGAUUUUGUGUAAAAAGAAAUGGAGCUAUGUAUUUUGACAAAUUAAUAAUAUAUCACUGAAAUAAGUAAAUCCUUUUAUAAACCCAUGUGCUUGAUCUGCUCAUAGUUGUGCAGGUGUAAAAGUGAUUUUCAUUAAUCAGUGCAAGUGAAUUUGAUUGUAAACAAUUGUUGAGUAUUAAAGCAAUUUAUAACUGA
This is a messenger RNA of Ictalurus punctatus (channel catfish), 3398 nucleotides long. RefSeq names its product LIM domains containing 1a (gene limd1a). Gene Ontology annotation, biological process: positive regulation of miRNA-mediated gene silencing; cytoskeleton organization; negative regulation of hippo signaling. The transcript is spliced from 8 exons. Gene Ontology annotation, molecular function: transcription corepressor activity. The coding region runs from base 475 to 2184 and encodes 569 amino acids. The record is from RefSeq and is a predicted model, not a curated record. NCBI's taxonomy places the organism in Eukaryota, Metazoa, Chordata, Actinopteri, Siluriformes, Ictaluridae. Gene Ontology annotation, cellular component: nucleus; transcription regulator complex; P-body.